Molecule: messenger RNA, 1288 nt
Organism: Aricia agestis (brown argus)
Lineage: Eukaryota; Metazoa; Arthropoda; Insecta; Lepidoptera; Lycaenidae
Product: tetra-peptide repeat homeobox protein 1-like
Exons: 2
Coding region: 64-1266 (400 amino acids)
Source: RefSeq, a predicted model, not a curated record
CUCACUUCAGCACAGACAACAACAAACUUCAUUCGGCUGGCUUUUGGCGAUUAGCUAACAGCCAUGGCAUUCGUUAUGAAGGUUGUCUUCCUGACAGCGCUAGCCUACAGCGCUAGUGCUGGAAUCAUAUCAGGAGAACAUCAUGGGCCUCUGCAUCAUGAUCAUGACUCGUACGCCGCAUCAGCCCUGCUGGCACCAUCGGCAAGAUACGGUGUCCCCCAACAUCACGCCGGCCCCAUCGUGGAGCAUCCCCCAGUGAUCGGACCCCCCCUCCAGGGCGCGCACCCCAUCUACCACGGUGACAUCGUCGAGCAGCACAGAUACGGCAGCGGCCCCAUCAUCAGCGGCCCAGCUCUCGGUGGACCCCUUCCCAGCGGCCCCAUCCUCAGCGGACCGGGACCCAUCAGCAGUGGACCGAUCAUCAGCGGUCCCGGCCAGAUUCAACUGAGUGGACCAGGACCACUCGUUUCCGGACCAGGCCCACUCGUAUCCGGCCCAGGCCAACUCAUCGGCGGCCCAGGACCACUCGUCUCAGGACCGGGCCCACUCGUAUCCGGCCCAGGCCAACUCAUCGGCGGCCCAGGUCCACUCGUAUCCGGCCCAGGCCCACUCGUCGGCAGCCCAGGCCUAGUUAGCGGACCCGGCGGCGCCAUCAUCGGCGGCGGAGCUAUCGGCGGUGGACUCAUCGGUGGACCGGGUGGUCCAAUUCUCGCCGGCCCCGGCCUCGGCCCCAACGGCCUCCCGAUCGGCCCCGACGGCACCGCCAUCCUCCCCGGCCCAGGCGGCAUCGCAGUAGGCGGCGGCGUCGGUGUAGGCGGCGGCGUCGGUGUAGGCGGAGCCUCGCGGUACGAGCUGCAGCGCGUCAUCCAGCACAUCAUCCGCCGCAUCCCCUACGAGGUCCAGCGCCACGUGCAAGUGCCCGUGCCUCAGCCCGUGCCCGUGCCCGUGCCGCAGGAGGUGCGCGUGCCCGUGCCCCAGCCCUACCCCGUCAACGUCGACGUCGUCAAACACGUUCCCUACCCCGUCGUCAAGACCCAGCACGUCGAAGUCGAGAGGCCUGUUCCCGUUGAAGUCGUGAAGCACGUGCCCGUUGAGGUCAUCAGACACGUCCACGUGCCCGUCGAAAGGCACGUCGAAGUCAUCAAGAAAGUGCACGUGCCCGUCGAGAAGCACGUCGAAGUGCCCGUGCCCGUGUGGAAGCCCUACCCCAUCCACCUCAUCAAGCACGUCACCCACUACCAGAAGAAGGGCUGCUGCGGCUGGUGAAACCCAAAAAGUCAUGAUUGUA